This is a messenger RNA of Mus caroli (Ryukyu mouse), 12036 nucleotides long. It is a transcript of the gene Atm, whose product is annotated as ATM serine/threonine kinase. The record is from RefSeq and is a predicted model, not a curated record. Gene Ontology annotation, biological process: DNA repair. Gene Ontology annotation, molecular function: protein serine/threonine kinase activity; protein binding. NCBI's taxonomy places the organism in Eukaryota, Metazoa, Chordata, Mammalia, Rodentia, Muridae.
CAAGCGCAGUCGUGCGGCGGCGCAUGCCGACUUCUUCCUUUGGGGCACCCGUGCCAUACCAACUUGCUGCUUUAGAGCCGGAAGUGGGAAGGCGUGCGUGCAGAACCAGCUGCUAGAUCCGUGCACGCGGGAAAAGGCGAAGCGACCUGGGUUUGCAUUGGCAGGCAGAAUGCAACGGUGAGGAUGCAUGUUCUGAAAUCUUAAACCAUGAGUCUAGCACUAAAUGAUCUGCUCAUUUGCUGCCGGCAGUUAGAGCAUGACAGAGCUACAGAACGAAGGAAAGAAGUGGAUAAAUUUAAGCGCCUGAUUCAGGAUCCUGAAACAGUUCAACAUUUAGAUAGGCAUUCUGAUUCCAAACAAGGAAAAUAUCUGAAUUGGGAUGCUGUUUUCAGGUUUUUACAGAAGUACAUUCAAAAAGAAACGGAAAGUCUGAGAACAGCAAAGUCAAAUGUAUCAGCCACCACACAGAGCUCCAGACAGAAGAAGAUGCAAGAGAUCAGCAGUUUGGUCAGAUACUUCAUCAAAUGUGCAAACAGAAGAGCACCCAGGCUAAAAUGUCAAGACCUCUUGAAUUAUGUCAUGGAUACAGUGAAAGAUUCAUCUAAUGGUGUAACUUAUGGAGCUGACUGUAGCAACAUACUACUCAAAGACAUUCUUUCUGUGAGAAAAUACUGGUGUGAAGUAUCUCAGCAACAGUGGCUAGAAUUGUUUUCACUGUACUUCAGGCUGUAUCUCAAGCCAUCACAGGACAUUAAUAGAGUUUUAGUGGCUAGAAUAAUUCAUGCUGUCACCAGAGGAUGCUGUUCACAGACUGAUGGAUUACCUUCAAAGUUUUUAGAUCUUUUUUCCAAGGCUAUUCAGUAUGCCAGACAAGAAAAGAGCUCUCCUGGCUUAAGUCACAUCUUAGCAGCCCUUAACAUUUUCCUCAAGACUCUGGCUGUCAACUUCCGAAAACAGGUGUGCGAAGUAGGAGAUGAAAUUCUUCCUACCUUACUAUAUAUUUGGACUCAGCAUAGACUUAAUGAUUCUUUAAAAGAAGUAAUUAUUGAACUAAUUCAGCUGCAGAUUUAUAUCCAUCAUCCACAAGGAGCCAGAGCCCCUGAAGAAGGUGCUUACGAAUCCAUGAAAUGGAAAAGUAUCUUGUACAACUUAUAUGACUUGCUAGUGAAUGAGAUAAGCCAUAUAGGAAGUCGAGGGAAGUAUUCUUCAGGAUCUCGUAAUAUUGCUGUCAAGGAAAAUCUGAUUGACCUGAUGGCAGAUAUCUGUUACCAGCUUUUUGAUGCAGAUACCAGAUCCGUGGAGAUUUCUCAAUCUUAUGUGACACAAAGGGAAUCCACUGAUUACAGUGUACCUUGCAAAAGAAGGAAAAUAGACGUAGGCUGGGAAGUGAUAAAAGAUAAUCUUCAGAAGUCACAGAAUGAUUUUGAUCUUGUGCCUUGGCUACAGAUUACAACCCGAUUAAUAUCAAAAUAUCCUUCCAGUUUACCUAACUGUGAGCUGUCUCCAUUAAUACUGAUACUGUACCAGCUUCUGACUCAACAGCGACGUGGAGAACGCAUCCCAUAUGUGUUACGGUGCCUUAAGGAAGUUGCCUUAUGUCAAGGCAAGAAAUCAAACCUAGAAAGCUCUCAGAAGUCUGAUUUAUUGAAACUAUGGAUUAAAAUUUGGUCUAUUACCUUUCGUGGAAUAAGUUCUGGACAAACACAAACUGAAAACUUUGCUUUACUUGAGGCCAUCAUUCAAGGUAGUUUAGUUGAACUUGACAGAGAAUUCUGGAAGUUAUUUACUGGCUCAGCCUGUAAACCUUCAAGUCCUUCAGUAUGCUGCUUGACUUUGGCACUUAGCAUCUGUGUAGUUCCAGAUGCAAUAGAAAUGGGAACAGAACAAAGUGUGUGUGAAGCAAAUAGAAGUUUUUCUGUCAAGGAGUCAAUAAUGAGGUGGCUCUUGUUCUAUCAGUUGGAGGAUGACUUAGAAGACAGCACAGAGCUGCCUCCAAUUCUUCAGAGUAAUUUUCCUCAUCUUGUAGUGGAAAAAAUUCUUGUAAGUCUCACUAUGAAAAACUCAAAAGCUGCAAUGAAGUUUUUUCAAAGUGUGCCAGAAUGUGAACAAGACUGCGAAGAUAAAGAAGAGCCUUCAUUUUCAGAAGUAGAGGAACUGUUUCUUCAGACGACUUUUGACAAGAUGGAGUUUUUAACUACUGUCAAAGAGAAUGUUGUAGAAAAAUUUCAGUCUAGGGUUGGCUUCUCUGUCCAGCAAAAUCUCAAGGAAUCAUUGGAUCACUAUCUUCUGGGAUUAUCAGAACAGCUUUUAAGUAAUUACUCUUCUGAGAUUACAAGUUCUGAAACCCUUGUCCGGUGUUCAAGUCUUUUGGUGGGUGUUCUUGGCUGCUAUUGUUACCUGGGUAUAAUGACUGAGGACGAAGCCCAUAAAUCAGAAUUAUUCCAGAAAGCCAAGUCUCUGAUGCAAUGUGCAGGAGAAAGUAUCUCUCUGUUUAAAAAUAAAACAAAUGAGGAAUCAAGAAUUGGUUCAUUGAGAAAUGUGAUGCAUCUGUGUACAAGCUGCUUGUGUAUACACACCAAGCAUACGCCAAAUAAGAUUGCCUCUGGCUUUUUCCUACGAUUAUUGACAUCAAAGCUUAUGAAUGACAUUGCAGAUAUUUGUAAAAGUUUAGCAUCCUGUACGAAAAAGCCACUGGAUCACGGAGAAGUACGUCCAGGGAAAGAUGAUGAAGAUGGUGGUGGUUGUGACAGUCUGAUGGAGGCAGAGGGUCCAUCAUCCACUCGUCUUUCUAGGGCUUACCCUGCUAGUUCUGUGAGCGAUGCAAAUGAUUAUGGAGAGAACCAGAAUGCUGUUGGUGCCAUGAGUCCUUUAGCUGCCGACUACCUGUCCAAACAAGAUCAUCUUCUCUUAGACAUGCUCAGGUUCUUAGGCCGAUCUGUAACUGCAUCUCAGAGCCAUACUGUGUCGUUUAGAGGAGCUGACAUAAGAAGAAAAUUGUUACUGUUGCUUGAUUCUAGCAUACUCGAUCUCACGAAACCCCUCCACCUGCAUGUGUACUUAGUGCUCCUGAAGGAUCUCCCUGGAAGCGAGCAUUCAUUGCCAAUGGAGGAUGUUGUUGAACUUCUGCAACCAUUAUCCCUUGUGUGUUCUCUGCAUCGACGUGACCAAGAUGUCUGUAAAACGAUUCUAAGCAAUGUCCUUCAUAUAGUGACAAACCUAGGCCAGGGCAGUGUGGACAUGGAGAGCACACGGAUUGCUCAAGGACACUUCCUGACAGUGAUGGGAGCAUUUUGGCAUUUGACAAAGGAAAAGAAAUGUGUAUUCUCUGUAAGAAUGGCAUUAGUAAAGUGUCUUCAAACACUGCUUGAGGCCGAUCCAUAUUCCGAAUGGGCAAUUCUUAAUGUAAAGGGACAAGACUUUCCUGUAAAUGAAGCUUUUCCACAGUUUCUUGCUGACGAUCAUCAUCAAGUUCGGAUGUUGGCUGCAGGGUCAGUCAACAGAUUAUUUCAGGAUAUGAGACAAGGCGAUUUCUCCAGAGGCUUGAAAGCACUUCCUCUGAAGUUUCAGCAGACAUCUUUUAACAAUGCAUACACGACAGCAGAGGCGGGAAUCAGAGAACUGUUAUGCGAUUCUCAGAACCCUGAUCUUCUGGAUGAGAUCUAUAACAGAAAAUCUGUACUACUGAUGAUGAUAGCUGUGGUCUUGCACUGUAGCCCAGUCUGUGAAAAACAGGCUUUGUUUGCUUUAUGCAAGUCUGUGAAGGAAAACAGAUUAGAACCUCAUCUUGUGAAAAAGGUUUUAGAGAAAGUCUCCGAAUCGUUUGGAUGUAGAAGUUUAGAAGACUUCAUGAUUUCUCACCUAGACUACCUGGUUUUGGAAUGGCUGAACCUUCAAGAUACUGAAUAUAGCUUAUCUUCUUUUCCUUUUAUGUUAUUAAACUACACACGCCUUGAGGAUUUCUAUCGAUCUUGUUACAAGAUUUUGAUCCCACAUUUGGUAAUCAGAAGCCAUUUUGAUGAGGUGAAGUCCAUUGCUAAUCAGAUUCAAAAGUGCUGGAAAAGCCUGUUGGUAGAUUGCUUUCCGAAGAUUCUUGUGCACAUCCUUCCUUACUUUGCCUACGAGGGCACGAGAGACAGCUACGUAUCACAGAAGAGAGAGACUGCUACCAAGGUCUACGAUACUCUUAAAGGGGAAGACUUCCUAGGAAAACAGAUUGACCAAGUAUUCAUUGGUAAUUUGCCAGAGAUUGUGGUGGAGUUGCUGAUGACAUUGCAUGAGACAGCUGACUCAGCGGACUCGGACGCCAGUCAAAGCACCGCCGCCUUCUGUGAUUUUUCAGGGGAUUUGGAUCCUGCCCCCAACCCACCAUAUUUCCCCUCACAUGUCAUUCAGGCAACGUUUGCUUACAUCAGCAACUGUCAUAAAACCAAGUUUAAAAGCAUUCUAGAAAUUCUUUCUAAAAUCCCUGAUUCCUAUCAGAAAAUACUUCUGGCCAUUUGUGAACAAGCAGCUGAGACAAAUAAUGUCUUUAAAAAGCACAGAAUUCUUAAAAUAUAUCACCUGUUUGUUAGUUUAUUACUGAAAGAUAUACAGAGUGGCCUGGGAGGGGCUUGGGCCUUUGUCCUUCGCGAUGUUAUUUAUACUCUGAUUCACUACAUCAACAAAAGGUCUUCUCAUUUCACAGAUGUGUCCUUGCGUAGCUUUUCCCUUUGCUGUGACCUAUUAAGUCGAGUUUGUCAUACAGCUGUAACUCAAUGUAAGGAUGCUCUAGAAAGCCAUCUUCACGUUAUCGUUGGCACACUUAUUCCCCUUGUGGAUUAUCAGGAAGUUCAAGAACAGGUAUUGGACCUGUUGAAGUACUUAGUGAUAGAUAACAAAGACAAUAAAAACCUCUUUGUCACAAUUAAGCUUUUGGAUCCUUUUCCUGACCAUGUUAUUUUUAAGGAUUUGCGUCUUACUCAACAGAAAAUCAAAUAUAGUGGAGGACCUUUUUCACUCUUAGAGGAAAUAAACCAUUUUCUCUCAGUAAGUGCUUAUAAUCCACUUCCGCUGACCAGGCUUGAAGGACUGAAGGAUCUUCGAAGACAACUGGAACAACAUAAAGAUCAGAUGCUAGAUCUUCUCAGAGCAUCUCAGGAUAACCCACAAGAUGGCAUUGUGGUGAAGCUAGUUGUCAGCCUGUUGCAGUUAUCCAAGAUGGCAGUGAACCAGACUGGUGAAAGAGAAGUUCUAGAGGCUGUCGGAAGGUGUUUGGGAGAAAUAGGCCCUCUGGAUUUCUCCACCAUAGCUGUACAGCAUAACAAAGAUGUGUCCUAUACCAAAGCCUACGGGUUACCUGAAGACAGAGAACUUCAGUGGACCUUGAUAAUGCUGACUGCCCUCAACAAUACCCUGGUAGAGGACAGUGUCAAAAUUCGAUGUGCUGCUGCUACCUGUUUGAAAAACAUUUUGGCUACAAAGACUGGACAUAUUUUCUGGGAGAAUUAUAAGACAUCAGCGGAUCCAAUGCUGACCUAUCUACAACCUUUUAGAACAUCGAGGAAAAAGUUUUUAGAAGUGCCCCGAUCUGUUAAAGAAGAUGUUUUAGAAGGCCUGGAUGCUGUGAAUCUGUGGGUUCCUCAAAGUGAAAGUCAUGACAUUUGGAUAAAGACACUGACGUGUGCCUUUCUGGACAGUGGAGGCAUAAACAGUGAAAUUCUCCAGUUAUUAAAGCCAAUGUGUGAAGCGAAAACCGACUUCUGUCAGAUGUUGCUGCCAUACUUGAUCCAUGAUGUUUUACUCCAAGAUACACAUGAAUCGUGGAGAACUCUGCUGUCUGCGCAUGUCCGAGGAUUUUUCACUAGUUGUUUUAAGCAUUCCUCCCAAGCAAGCCGCUCAGCAACUCCUGCAAAUUCGGAUUCAGAGUCAGAGAGCUUUCUCCGAUGCUGUUUGGAUAAAAAGUCACAAAGAACCAUGCUUGCUGUUGUCGACUAUCUGAGAAGGCAAAAGAGACCUUCCUCGGGAACAGCCUUUGAUGACGCUUUCUGGCUGGAUUUGAAUUAUCUUGAGGUUGCGAAGGUGGCUCAGUCCUGCUCUGCUCACUUCACGGCCUUGCUCUACGCAGAGAUCUAUUCAGAUAAGAAAAGCACAGACGAGCAAGAGAAAAGAAGUCCAACAUUUGAAGAAGGAAGUCAAGGUACAACUAUUUCUAGUUUGAGUGAAAAAAGUAAAGAAGAAACUGGAAUAAGCUUACAGGAUCUUCUCUUAGAGAUCUACAGAAGUAUAGGAGAGCCGGACAGCCUGUAUGGCUGUGGAGGAGGGAAAAUGUUACAACCCCUUACUAGAAUACGGACCUAUGAACAUGAAGCAACGUGGGAGAAAGCCUUAGUAACUUAUGACCUGGAGACCAGCAUCUCCUCCUCCACCCGCCAGUCAGGAAUCAUCCAGGCCCUGCAGAAUUUGGGGCUCUCCCAUAUCCUGUCUGUCUAUCUGAAAGGAUUAGACUAUGAAAGACGAGAGUGGUGCGCUGAGCUGCAGGAGCUGCGUUACCAGGCGGCGUGGAGGAACAUGCAGUGGGGCCUCUGCGCUUCUGCCGGCCAAGAAGUAGAAGGAACCAGUUACCAUGAAUCAUUGUAUAAUGCUCUGCAGUGUCUAAGAAACAGAGAAUUCUCCACAUUUUAUGAAAGCCUCCGAUAUGCCAGGGUGAAAGAAGUUGAAGAGUUGAGUAAGGGCAGCCUUGAGUCUGUGUAUUCGCUGUAUCCCACACUUAGUAGAUUGCAGGCAAUUGGAGAACUGGAAAACAGUGGCGAGCUUUUCUCAAGGUCAGUCACAGACAGAGAGCGCUCUGAAGCAUACUUGAAGUGGCAGAGGCACUCCCAGCUUCUGAGAGACAGUGACUUCAGCUUUCAGGAGCCUCUCAUGGCUCUACGCACAGUCAUUCUGGAGACCCUGGUACAGAAGGACAUGGAGAGCUCUCAAGGAGCAUGCUCUAAGGACAUUCUCACCAAACACCUUGUUGAAUUCUCUGUUCUGGCUCGAACCUUCAAGAACACACAGCUCCCUGAAAAAGCAAUAUUCAAAAUUAAGCAAUAUAAUUCAGCUAUUUGUGGAAUUUCUGAGUGGCAUUUGGAAGAAGCACAAGUAUUCUGGGCAAAAAAGGAGCAGAGUCUUGCUCUGAGUAUUCUCAAGCAGAUGAUCAAGAAGUUGGAAUCCAGCUUUAAAGAUAAAGAGAAUGAUGCUGGUCUCAAAGUCAUAUACGCUGAGUGUCUAAGGGUUUGUGGCAGCUGGCUGGCAGAAACUUGCUUAGAAAACCCUGCAGUCAUCAUGCAGACCUAUCUAGAAAAGGCAGUGAAGGUUGCUGGAAGUUACGAUGGCAACAGCAGAGAGCUCAGAAAUGGACAGAUGAAGGCCUUUCUCUCAUUGGCAAGGUUCUCUGAUACUCAGUACCAGAGAAUUGAAAACUACAUGAAGUCAUCAGAAUUUGAAAACAAGCAAACUCUCUUAAAAAGAGCCAAAGAGGAAGUGGGCCUUCUAAGGGAACAUAAAAUUCAGACCAACAGAUACACAGUAAAGGUUCAGAGAGAACUGGAGCUGGACGAAUGUGCUCUCCGUGCACUGAGAGAGGAUCGCAAGCGUUUCCUGUGUAAAGCAGUGGAGAACUACAUCAACUGCUUACUAAGUGGGGAAGAGCAUGAUCUGUGGGUGUUCCGGCUUUGCUCCCUCUGGCUUGAAAAUUCUGGAGUUUCUGAAGUCAAUGGCAUGAUGAAGAAAGAUGGAAUGAAGAUUUCAUCCUAUAAGUUUUUGCCUCUCAUGUAUCAAUUGGCUGCUCGAAUGGGGACCAAAAUGACGGGAGGCUUAGGAUUUCAUGAGGUCCUCAAUAAUCUAAUCUCUAGGAUCUCACUGGAUCACCCCCAUCAUACUUUGUUCAUUAUACUGGCCUUAGCAAAUGCGAACAAAGAUGAAUUUUUGAGCAAAGCAGAGACAACAAGAAGGAGUCGAAUAAGCAAAAGCACAUCUAAAGAAAACGCUCACCUUGAUGAGGAUCGAACAGAGGCUGCAACCAGAAUCAUCCACUCCAUCAGAAGUAAGCGAUGUAAGAUGGUGAAGGACAUGGAGGCGCUCUGCGAUGCCUACAUCAUAUUGGCAAACAUGGAUGCCUCUCAGUGGAGGGCUCAGAGAAAAGGCAUCAAUAUUCCAGCCAACCAACCAAUCACUAAACUGAAAAAUUUAGAAGAUGUUGUUGUUCCCACUAUGGAAAUUAAGGUUGAUCCCACAGGAGAGUAUGAAAAUUUGGUGACUAUAAAAUCAUUUAAAACAGAAUUUCGCUUAGCCGGAGGCUUAAAUUUACCCAAAAUAAUAGAUUGUGUGGGUUCUGAUGGCAAGGAAAGGAGACAGCUUGUGAAGGGCCGCGAUGACCUGAGGCAAGAUGCUGUCAUGCAGCAGGUUUUCCAGAUGUGCAAUACACUACUGCAGAGAAACACCGAGACUAGAAAGAGGAAACUGACUAUCUGCACAUACAAGGUGGUUCCCCUUUCUCAGCGAAGCGGUGUUCUCGAGUGGUGCACAGGAACCGUUCCUAUUGGUGAAUAUCUUGUUAACAGCGAAGAAGGUGCACAUAGAAGAUACAGGCCAAAUGAUUUCAGCGCCAAUCAGUGCCAAAAGAAAAUGAUGGAAGUGCAGAAGAAGUCUUUUGAAGAGAAAUAUGAUACUUUCAUGACUAUUUGCCAAAACUUUGAACCAGUUUUCCGUUACUUCUGCAUGGAAAAAUUCUUGGACCCAGCUGUUUGGUUUGAGAAACGAUUGGCAUAUACGCGUAGUGUGGCCACAUCUUCUAUCGUCGGUUACAUCCUUGGACUUGGCGACAGGCACGUACAGAAUAUCUUGAUAAACGAGCAGUCGGCAGAGCUUGUGCACAUAGAUCUGGGAGUGGCCUUUGAACAGGGGAAGAUCCUUCCCACUCCAGAAACAGUUCCUUUUAGACUCAGCAGAGAUAUUGUGGACGGGAUGGGCAUCACCGGUGUGGAAGGUGUCUUCAGGAGGUGCUGUGAAAAAACGAUGGAAGUUAUGCGUAGUUCUCAGGAAACCCUGCUGACCAUCGUAGAGGUCCUUUUGUAUGAUCCGCUCUUUGAUUGGACUAUGAAUCCUUUAAAAGCUCUGUAUCUACAGCAGAGGCCAGAAGAUGAGUCCGACCUCCAUUCCACCCCCAAUGCAGAUGAUCAAGAAUGCAAACAAAGUCUUAGUGAUACUGACCAGAGUUUCAACAAAGUAGCUGAGCGUGUCUUGAUGAGGUUGCAAGAGAAACUGAAAGGCGUGGAGGAAGGCACUGUGCUCAGUGUGGGUGGACAGGUGAACUUGCUUAUCCAGCAGGCCAUGGAUCCCAAAAAUCUCAGCCGACUCUUCCCAGGAUGGAAAGCUUGGGUGUGACCCUCACCCUUAAACUCGAACUUCAGAAAUGACAUCUCACCCACCAUAUUUGGACGGGAAUUACUUAAGUGAAUAACUGCUUUUGAUCCAAUUUUCUACUUGACUGAUUACCACCCAAAUAUUAGUAUUUCUGCUCUCUUCUGUUAGAGGUAAUGGUCAGUCAAGAUCCACUCGUAGGAUACGUGCUGACUGUUAGGUCAUGCUUGUGCUACUGCAGUGAGAUUGCCGCAUACACACUGAACUGCAAAUACUGGGGGCAGCAGAGUGAGCUUUAUGCUGGUGUACAUGAAGACAAGUUCGUAACUUCUGCUCUAAAACAACCUUUAAUUAAAGCAUGUUUUCCAGAAUCUGUGUGUGUGAGCAUGUCACACACAUUAAGUAAUGAAGUACUCAAUAAUACUUUUCAAAAGGGACUCUUUAAAAUUAUAACUAUCACUAUAUCAUGGGAAUCCCUCAUUAGAAUGAAUGUAGGGCUGGAGUGUGGCUCAGUGGGAGAACAUGUGCCUAACCUGUAGGAGGCCCCAUAUUCAGACCAGAAUUGCAGAUUCAAGAGAAAAAAAAAAUGGAGCAUGUUGAAAGCAAGCAGUAUAGGUUGCACCUCCUUAAUUCUAAAGUCCAAAACAUGACACAUUUUCAUGUUGAAAACUUUCUGACAUAUUGGGCACAUUUUAGACUUGCACAUUAUAUUAGGCACAUAGCUAGUCUUAGCUCGCUGUCUGCAUGAAUGCUUCCCAACCUGGAAAUGUCUAAAACUGAAAGCAACUCUCAGCACACAUACACACACUCACAACAAUAAAGUAAACAACUUUUUUACAAAGGGAAAAGUAGAUUGCAUAGUUUCAGCUAUGUGCCCUGGAACUAACAGAUCCACCUCCUGGGGCCUCCCAAGGUGCGGAAGGAAGGUCGGUGUUAAAGGUGUGCACCACCAUAUUCCGCUUUAUUAACGUUCCAAGUCCUGGUCUGUCACUACCCAUCUUAAACACCACAUUGGGAUCUCUCUGAUAGUCUUGUUAAGGCAAGUGCUGGGUGGCCGGUUGUAUUGUUGAUUCUUGUCUGGGGGGCUAAUUGGUCAUUUUGUCAUUUUGAAAGGUGUGCUCACUUGUACACACAAGCACACAGUGUGUGGGAAUCCAGAGUGGCUUGGGUUAAGAGGGGUUCUUCUAGAUAGUUUGCUUCUGUUUCAUCCUCAGGGAUUUUACUGACAUUUCUUGGCUCCAGAGCUUUAGAUCUCAGGAGUAGGUGUAGAUUCCCAAGGGCAGCAGAGUCUUUCGGGCCGCAGUAGACCUGUUCUCUCUAAUCUGUAUGCUAAUGGGCAUAGUGUUGUAUUGAUACCCCUUAAAAUGAAAGCUAAACCUGUGUCUCACCGUGGUGGCAGGGUAAAGGGGUGCGUUUAAUGCUUCUCCCUUGCUGUUUGCAAGCCUGAUACCACGUGUGCGCGUGCGUGUGCGCGUGCGUGUGUGUCUGUGUGUGCGCGUGCGUGUGUGUGUGUGUGUGUGUGUGUGUGUGUGUGUUUGUGUAAUUUGUGUUGUUAACACAUAUAUUAUAUGUAUAUACAAAGCCAAACUACUCUUUUGGUUUCUGUAAACUGCUAUGAAACUAUUCUGCAUUUCAGCUUUCUUGUGUAUUUUGUAAGUAUUGUUAAAUGGAUAUUUGGUAUCUGCUUGACUGCAGUAAAUCAGGUGGAUGUAAUGAACCUAGAAUGUCUGUAAGCAAGUGUUGAUGUCUUCAUGGAUGGAGGAAGAUAAUUAGCUAAUGAUGUCUAGCUAAAUGAAUUUGUAAUUUGUUUUUGUAGUUAAUCCACUGAAGAGGUUGGAAUAGUUGAUCUACUCUUCACCCUUGAAUAGCAUUCCGUUAACAGAAUAUAUUCAGACUUCUUCGGUGGCUUUGAUAAAUCUAUAUCAAAAAUUUUCAGAUAAACCCAGAAGCUGCUACUUGAAAGGUGAAAAGGACUAAGUUAGAAAAUCUUUCCAACAGGCUUGAGUAAGAUGGGCUGUUACCAGGAGCCCAUGAGUGAUAGCUAGAUUUAUAGGUUACUAAAAAUCAGGUAUUUUCUUUAUGCUGAGUACCUGACAUGUCUAUCAGCAGCACCUCUGAUUCUUACAACAAAAGUUUGUAAUAUUCCUGACUGUGUCACAGACUAUCUGGAGAUAAGUUACUUGCCUGAGGACAGAAGACGUUGCACAUGUUCCUCACAGAAGCUGCUAGAAAAGGAGGAGGCAGCGUGUCUGUCUGUCUGCAGUAAAGGAGGCAGCACUCCUCUUCCAGCCCUAUGCUGCUGUACCUCUCAAAUGGUCCCCAGUCAGGUCCUAAGGCUAAGGUCAUCAUAGCGUUCAAUUAAAACAGAGAAAAAAGGGUGUGCCCCUAGAAAUCCAUCUCAACUCUAGAUGUGAUAAAAGGAAUAAACGCAAAAAGGAACUUAGAGCACCUUAAGGUUUAUAAAAACUGUCUUUUUUUUUUAAGUAGAAGGUCAGUAUGAAAUAGAAAAUGUGCCAUAUCAAAUAUUUUAGUUGCACCUUAGUAAAAUUAUGUAUGUUAUGUAGAUUUGUUUGGUGCUACUAAAUGUUUUUCAGUUAUGCUGUUUCCUGAAUUAUCAGUUUGUUUUAAAUAAAGAACUGUGGAAGUCUAUGCCGACUA